UUCUUAUUUAUAGUAUAUCGGAAUAUUUUUCUAGUUUUCAAAGUUUGUAAUGAACAAUUCGUGCAAAUCAGUCUCAAAGCUUCGGAACUCAUGGAGAAAUCACAAUUUAUGUAAAAUUUUUGAAAAAUCAUUGUUGAAAGAUAAAACUCUGAAUUAUGUGAUUCUACAUCGACACAAUUCACAAGCAAUAUGCGUUCACAAGAACCGUGGGAAAUUAUUUUCUAAGAAAUACUGUUUUGGAAGGAAACUCUCAAACUUUCAUCAUGGACCAGAAUAUGGAAGACACAGUUUCAUGGCAGAAGAAGAAAUAACUGAUGAAGCUGCAACAAAAAUACUUCGAGAGCACGAAAUGUCUAUGGUGAUGAAAGAAGAUUUUGACAGCAAGAAUCUGAAUCCUGUUGUUGGUUUCGACUCGAACAUUUUGCCGUCUAAUUCACCACUAGAGGACCGAAGAGCACAAGCAAAGUUCCAUCACAAUACUGAUUUAGGCAUGCUAUUUGGAGUAUUUGAUGGACAUGGUGGGCAUCAGUGUGCUAAUGCUGUUUGUGACCGUUUGUUCAUGUAUCUGGCAUUAGCUUUGCUUCCUCAUAAAGAUUUGAGUGUGACAUUGAGAGAUUUGGAUUCUGGGAAACCUUGGCCUGCGUUGCUUGAAUGGUAUCAACACAGUAAACUACCACCUGGGAAGUCUUUACGUCCCCAUCAAGUGCAACGAUUACGUAGAUUCAUGGAAAAGAGAUUGAGCGGAGAAAUUGUCAUAUCGAAUAUUGAAGAUGCAAUGCAUCAUGUAUGUAUCGAGCUUGACUCAGACAUAUUAAUCGACGCUCAGAAACAAACUGUUUAUAAAAUGUUAAAACAUGCUCGGCCUGACCUUGCAGCCAUCGAUUGUGCAAUGUCUGGUGCCGUGGCAUGUUUUGCUCACAUAUCACAGGACAUUAUCACUGUGGCAAACAUAGGUGACUGCAGGGCAGUUCUGGGAUCAAGAGAUAUGGUCAAGAAGGACAGAUGGAUUGCAACACCACUUUCUCGUAAACACAAUGCAAUGAAUGAGGAAGAAAAACAGCGAAUUUAUUCUGAACAUCCAGAGUUUGAGAGAGGAAACAUAAUUAAGAAUGAGAGAUUGCUGGGGAGUUUGGCCCCAUUCCGAGCAUUUGGUAACGCAAGAUUCAAGUGGCCGGCUAAGACCAUCAACGAAGUUGCAUUUCUAUCAACCGACAGUGACGAUGAUAUAGGAGUGGGCGGGGACUACAGGAUUCCUGACCAAUCAAAUUGGGUCCUCCCAUUCUACAGAUCACCACCAUAUCUCACUGCCAAGCCAGAUAUCAUACAACACGAAAUCCAACCUAACGAUGCGUUUCUGGUCCUUGCAACGGACGGACUGUGGGAGACGAUGCAUAAGCAUUACGUCAUACAACUCAUAGGAGAGCAAAUCGACCGAAUGGAAGGGAAGACAGACAUGAAUAACGCAGACAUAUCAGCUUCAGAUAUUUUAGACACCGACUCUGCAUUUUUCGGCUUUGAGGACACGAACGCGGCGACAAAUAUAAUUCGACAUUGUAUUGGUCAAACGUUCGAUGGUUCGUCCCGUCGCCAAGUCAGAUCAAUGUUAAAUCUGCCGCAGCGCGAAUCUCGGUUUUAUAGAGAUGAUAUAACGGUGACUGUUGUUAAAUUCAAUCCAUUGGGGUGAAUAUUCAUGCUUCACUAGUUUUCAAGGUCAAAGGUCAUCUCAGGUUUGCUUUUGGAACAAGGAAGUAAUUUUAUUUGUAAUCUUAGAAACUUCAAUUUCAAUUAACAAUAUUUUUGUUAUGUAUGAAUUGUUUCAAAUUGAAACAUGUUGUUUCAAAAACUGGCAGAAACACCAGUUAAUCUGCUGGUAUCUAGAUUGGCAAAUGCCUCAGCUCCGAUAUCACUCAAGAGCAACAAAGUCCCAUCUGUGGUUCUUAAUUUAGGAAGAGAAUUUAUUUUUUACCAAAUUUUUUUCACUAUUAAAAUGUUAGCUUUAAUAACAGGCCCUGUUAAACACCAAUUGAAAAUUUCAAUUCAUACCAGGCUACAACCAUUAACUUAUUCAAAGUUUCGACUGUGUCUUUGGGACGGGUAUAAAUAAAAAUAGUUAUUAGUUGGGUCUACGUAAGACCAUACCUGACAUGUCCUUCCUGACUUGUCCUUCUUCUAUGCUAUUGGAAUCGUAUGCAUAUAAUGCAAGGAUGCUGCAGCAAGAAUAAAGUUGACUAUUCUAAAUGAUCCAACAGUCUUGCUACACACUAACAUAAAUGGAUUAUGAUAAAUUAUUGAAAUAUACUCGCAUUAGGAAUUCUAACCUUGGUCCCAUAAUUCAUUUGGUGAUUUUCUCUGAACAUAUUAAUAUAUAUUGUUCUCAAAGUCCUUUAACUACGUUAUAUCAUAUCUUGUAUUACACAUGGCCAUGGAAGAACGGCCACUUUUUUUCCUAUAUCUAACGGUACUAAAAGUUCACGAGAGUUCUAUCUGCGUCUUUUUUGUUUAAUGCAUUGUGUGGCAAACUGUGACUAAACAAUAACUUUGUCAAGCUUAGGAUGGGGUUUCAUAUUAAACCCAAAAAUGAGGAAAGCUGAAUGAUUUUAAUCGUGAAUUGAACCUUUAAGGAAUUAAAAUUAAAUUAAUGAGUUAAAUUAAAUAAUUAAAAAUGCCAGAAUUAUAAAAUUAUCCAAUCACCUAACCUUUAUUUGCUUCCUAACCGCUCUUUCGUAAAAUUCUUGUAUCGCUGUCAACUUGAGUUGGUUGAAGUCAUGUGUUUUUGCCUGCGAUUCCUCUGAGUAUGCCGUUAAAAUACUGGAGACUUUGUUGCGGGUAAACUCGCUUGAAAUAGUUUGAAAUACAUUCUAUUUUGUUACCCUCCCCAACUGACAACAUUUAUUGCAUCACAAAUUCUAAUUGCAAAACUUAUACUAAUAUAUAAAUACACACAUUUUUAAUAUUAUUGUUUGCGAACAAUGUCUCUGCAUAAUAUUAUAAUUUUUCUUUGAAAAUUUAA
Styela clava is the source of this 3010-nucleotide messenger RNA. Its product is annotated as pyruvate dehydrogenase [acetyl-transferring]-phosphatase 1, mitochondrial-like. The record is from RefSeq and is a predicted model, not a curated record. Gene Ontology annotation, cellular component: mitochondrion. Gene Ontology annotation, molecular function: [pyruvate dehydrogenase (acetyl-transferring)]-phosphatase activity; cation binding. NCBI's taxonomy places the organism in Eukaryota, Metazoa, Chordata, Ascidiacea, Stolidobranchia, Styelidae. Gene Ontology annotation, biological process: protein dephosphorylation.